Molecule: messenger RNA, 1029 nt
Organism: Ornithorhynchus anatinus (platypus)
Lineage: Eukaryota; Metazoa; Chordata; Mammalia; Monotremata; Ornithorhynchidae
Gene: NCCRP1
Product: NCCRP1, F-box associated domain containing
Exons: 6
Coding region: 73-804 (243 amino acids)
Biological process (GO): glycoprotein catabolic process; SCF-dependent proteasomal ubiquitin-dependent protein catabolic process
Cellular component (GO): cytoplasm; SCF ubiquitin ligase complex
Molecular function (GO): ubiquitin protein ligase activity
Source: RefSeq, a predicted model, not a curated record
GACCGGGAAGAUGGGGUGAGCGGGGGCCCGGGCCGCAGAACCCAGCCCAGCCCAGGCCGGCCCAGCGGCGGGAUGUCGGCCCAGCAGGAGCGGACCCCGUCCCCUCUGCCCCCGGUGCCGGACUCCCCGGGCCCGGCGCCCCCGUCGCCCACCCCGUCGGAGGGCACCGCCCGGCAGCGGCUGCUGGACGAGUGGGGACCCCAGAGGGACCUGCCCGCCCCCCUGCCACCCCCGGGCCUCACCUGGCAGCUCCUCUACCUGCACCGCCCGCUCUACCGAAACCUGCUCCGGAGCCCCAACCCCGAGGGCAUCAACGUCUACGAGCCGGCGCCCCCCGCUCCCCGCAAUGCCCAGGCCGUGCCCCUCUCGUCUCUCGGUAAUUUUAAUGGCUGGGAGAUAAGCACCGAGAAGUUGCAGGCCAACUACAGCUGGACGGUCAAGCAGCAGUGCGUGGACCUGCUGGCCGAGGGCCUGUGGGAGGAGCUGCUGGACCGAUACCAACCGGACAUCACUGUCAUGGACUGGUACGAGGACAGCCAACUGGACGCGUCUGUGUACGAGCUGCACGUGCGGCUGUUGCAGGGGGACCGGCGGACCGUGGUGAAGGAAUACAACACCGCGCCCCGGACCAACCCCCGGGGCCCCCCAGGCUGCUGGCUGCAGGUCUCGCACGUCUUCAAAAAGUAUGGGCCGGGCGUCCGCUACGUCCACUUCCUCCACAAGACCAAAGACCACCAGGGUCCGGACGGUUUCCACCGGACCCGGGUGACCGACAGCUCCGUUUCCGUGCAGCUGAGGGAGUGAAGGUCCCCCACCCCCUUUCCCACCCCCUUUUGCUGCUAUUUCCACUGUAUCGAUCCUGAACAGGCCCUAAUCAAUAACCAGAAACCCCAACACCACCUCCUCCUCGCUCCCCUCUGGAACCUCUCAUUAAUUAAUUCAUUCAUUCAACCGUAUCACUUUGUACCCUCCCAAGCGCCUCAUACCGUACUCGUAGUAAGUGCUCAAUAAACUCAGUUGAUUGGUUUA